AAAAUAAUGUUUAAUAAUGAAGUUAAACUCAAAAGUGAAUUAAUGAAGAAUUUUGUUAAGUGAUGUUUGGUGAUAAGAAAUAAAAUGACUGGUGAACUAAAGUGAUGAAAUAAUAAUGAUAUAGAGAAGCAGAGAUCAAAAUGGCGGCAGUCGGGCAAAUCGUCGCCUCCUGCGUCGUUUUGAUGUUCAUUGGUACAGUGAACACGCUGAAAUCUCUGCACAUCUACGUCCCAAAGGCUGUGCUGUCUGGCACGAGCGCGGAGCUGAUGUGUACUUACGAGUUGGAAGGCGCCCAGCUGUAUUCUAUCCGGUGGUAUAGGAAUAUGAUGGAGUUUUACCGCUACGUGCCGAAGGAGUCGCCAGCCACGAAAGUGUUCCCCGUCGCUGAGAUCAAGGUCGAUGUGGCAGGCUCGGACGCGAACCGAGUGAUUCUAACAGAAGUAGACAGAACUCUGACAGGAGAGUACCAAUGCGAGGUGUCAGCCGACGCUCCGCUUUUUCACACGGAUAUCAAAGCCGCCGAAAUGGUGGUAGUAGAACCCCCACUGACAAGUCCGAACGUGUCGUCGGACCGCAUGUCGUACGUUGGCGGCGACCACAUCCAGGCCAACUGUUCGUCGCCGCCAUCUUUGCCCGCCGCCAACGUCACGUGGUACGUCAACGAGCAGAUGGUGCCUGGCUUCACAGCUAACCACGUGCUCAACUUCAGCAAUGGCUACGCUUCGAGUCAAGCCACUCUAGAGUUAGAGGCAGCCGCGCUCUCGCCCGUGCCUACUCUAAUGAUUCGGUGCGAGGCCUCCAUAUUCGACAUAUGGAAGUCGACGAGUCAAACCCUAGUGCUCCGGGAGCGGAGCGCGAACCCCGCUUCGGCUUUAGGCCGAAGUUUCACAGGCGCAGCAGCAGAAACACGCCUACCUACAAUAAUGGUACUACUUCUUCAAUUCUUCCUUAAAAUAUUAUUAGGAAAAUACGUCGAGACCUCAGUAAGAUAGCUGGUUUAGUUGAACCCGGAUUUAGUUAGUGAUUGCAUAAUGUAACUAAUGUA
Cydia amplana is the source of this 1045-nucleotide messenger RNA. RefSeq lists its product as uncharacterized. The record is from RefSeq and is a predicted model, not a curated record. The transcript has 7 exons. Lineage: Eukaryota; Metazoa; Arthropoda; Insecta; Lepidoptera; Tortricidae. Bases 141 to 992 code for a protein of 283 amino acids.